GGCAGACACCUGUUGUUGAGGCAGCAAACCACAGCAAGCUGUUCAGCGCGCACGAGCGCAGACUCACCAAUCACAAGUUACAGUCUGGAUCACAUGGAGCGAGAGCUCGAUUCAACACAGUGAGGCUUUACGGGACAAGAGAGAAGUUUUUGUGACUGACGAGGAUAGUUUGUUUUCCGCGGAUUAAUCCAACUCUCUGGGUUUUCAUCAUCGGAACUUAUUUUUUGAUAUUAUUUUAUUUGUUUUAAUUUUGUUCUCGCUUUACUUUCCUGCUAUUUUGACAUGAAUCCAACAACAGCGCUCCUCGUCUCUACUGUGGCCCUUUCUUUGGACUGAGCGGACACAUCCCAGGAUUCCAGGACACGGGACUGAGAAGGGCAUGCUGGCAGCCAUGCUGCGCCAGAGCUCUGGUGGUAGUGGAGGCAGCGGCGUCGGUGGAGCCAAGCUCUCUCUGGGCAUCUCUCGGCUAUCCAGCUCCAGCUUGGGUUCGGGGAGUUCCUCCAGGGUCGCCAAAAGCGGAGACAGCUCAGAUGUGCCCGCCUCGGACCCAAACUACAUCAUGCAGCUGGUCAGCGACGUGCGCAAGUUUGCCGAUGUGCUUCUGCAACUCAAAGAGGUCUUCAACUCCAAAGAGCACCAGGACUGCCUGCAUCAUGCGGUUCAUGAGCGCCUGGGCGAGCUGCUGCGAGUCCUGAAGGCUAUUAUCAAUAAACACCAGAGUCUCAACUCAGUGGAUAUCCUCAGUACAGCUGGAACCGUCAUCGCCACGGUCAAAGGAGUGAACUUCAAAGAGGCGAACGGUGAGAACAAACAGGAGCUUUUUGGAGACAUCUACACAGCUAUUGACACCUUGGCGUUCACGUUUGGCAAUGUAGUGUCUGACUUCCUUAUGGGAGAUGUAGAGAAUGGAUCGGUGUUGGGGCUACCCCUAACUAAAAGAAGUAGGUCGUUUGAGAACCUUUCUGUGGAAUCUGGAGGAUCCGGUCCUGAGAAAGAUGAUCCACCAGGGCCAUCUCAGCCGGUUCGCCCCGAGGAGGUGGAUCGAGCGCUGCAGCGGCAGGACAGCGGAGUCGACUCAGCGCUGCUCUACGCUAAAGCAUGGUCCAAGUACACCAAGGAGCUUCUGGCUUGGGUGGAAAAGCGGCUCAGUAUGGACAUUGAAUGUGCUAAGACUUAUGCCAAAAUGGCUGAAACUGCAAAAGCGCUUGCAAGUCAGCAGGAGUUCAUGCCGUUCCGCGAGAUCUACACGACGGCUUUCAAAAAUGACAACGAAUACAGUCAACUGGUACUAAGCACUGCAGCCAUUCUCCAAAGCAACAAGUUCAUGCAGCCUCUUCUGGGACGAAAAAAUGAGCUGGAUAAACUAAGGAAAGAGGUCAAAGAGCAGUGGCAGAGAGAGCAGAAGAAAAUGCACGAAGCAGACAACGCUCUUAAGAAGGCUCGGCUGCUGCAGACCCAGCGGCAGGAGGAGUACGAGAAAGCCAAGGUAGCCACCAGUCGUCUAGAGGAGGAACAGAAUGCAGGAGGGGGUCCAGCCGCCGCCAAGCAGCUGGAGAAGAGACGCAGGCUGGAGGAGGAGGCCUUGCAGAAAGCGGAAGAAGCCAGGGAGCACUGUAAGGCCUGUCAGCUCGACGUCGGAGUGAAGAGAGUCGAUCUGGCCAACGCCAAGAGUGAGAUCAUCACUCAAAUCCGAGAGAUGGUCUCCCAGUGUGACCUCACCCUCAAAGCUGUGACUGUGAACUGGUUCCAGCUCCAGCAGGCUCAGGUUGUAUCUCUGCCGGUCAACCACCAGAGUCUGUGCGAAAACGCUAAGCUGUACGAGCCCGGCCAGCGCUACAUCGAGUUCGUCCGGAGUCUGCCUGCUGAUGCUCCUCGCCUAGAGUACCACUCAAUUGAUGAACCUACCACAAAAACGUCAGGGGUUCACGCCAAGAAGCGCUCGCUAAGCAGCAGCCACUCCUCUCACAGCAUCCUGACGCAGCCGUCUGUGGCUUCAGACGCCGGAGACGAGGUGGAAGGCUCGGUCAGUACCCAUCAUGCCAAGGUUGCAGAGAGACGCUCCAAUGGAAGCAGCGAUUUCCAAGGCCGGAUCCAGGGCCCGUUUCGACAAUGGAGUUCCACCAGUCAGGGAGGAGGAAUGUGCAGCGACUCUGAGAGCGCAGGAGGCAGCAGCGAGUCCCGCUCCAUGGACUCCCCCACAGCAAGUCCAGGGGAUUUCAAGAGGAGGUUACCCCGAACUCCCUCCACAGGGACGAUGUCAUCCGCUGACGACCUGGACGACAGGGAGCCCCCAUCGCCUUCUGAUAACAGCUUAAACGACAUAGAGACCGCCAGCUCCCCAGGCCCCUUCAGAAACACCCAGCUGUCCAAAGCGGCCCAAACCCACAAGCUGAGGAAGCUGCGAGCUCCUUCAAAGUGCAGAGAGUGCGACAGCUUGGUGGUGUUUCACGGAGCGGAGUGUGAGGAGUGCUCGCUGGCCUGUCACAAGAAGUGCCUGGAAACUCUGGCCAUCCAGUGCGGCCACAAGAAGCUCCAGGGAAAGCUUCACCUGUUUGGCAUCGACUUCUCGCAGGCGGCUAAAAACAGUCCCGACGGGAUCCCCUUCAUUGUGCGGAAGUGCACGUCGGAGAUCGAGAACAGAGCGCUGAACAUCAAGGGGAUCUACCGCGUGAAUGGUGCCAAGUCUCGUGUGGAGAAGUUGUGCCAAGCUUUUGAGAACGGCAAGCACCUGGUGGAGCUCUCUGAACUGUAUCCUCACGACAUCAGCAACGUGCUCAAACUCUACUUGAGACAGCUUCCUGAGCCGCUCAUCCUGUUCCGUUACUACAACGACUUCAUCGGUUUGGCCAAGGAAAGCCAGAGCAUCAUUGUGGAGGAGAUGGAAGCUCUGCGGCUCAACACCAACCCCGUGAGCCCGGCUCAGGUCAGCGUGGACCUGAACCGAGUCCUCUUCAAAAUGAAGGAUCUGCUGCGACAUUUACCGCCAGCUCACUACAAGACUCUGCAGUUCCUCAUAGAGCAUCUUCACAGGGUGACGGAGUGUUCAGAAGAAAACAAGAUGACGGCCAGUAACCUGGGGAUCAUCUUUGGCCCAACGUUGCUCAAGCCGAGGCAGGCGGACGCAGACGUUUCCCUCUCCUCUCUGGUGGAUUACCCCUAUCAGGCGCUGAUCGUGGAGCUCCUGAUCAGACACUACCAGAUGGUCUUCGACACGCCUCUCAGUCCUCUUGGUAGCAGCCCGCCCAUCGAGGCUGAUGGUUCCCUCACCCAGCAAGAGAAAGAGCAGCAGCUGAGCAGGCACUCCAAGUCACUAGGAGACAUUAAGGAGCAAAGCUCCAAGGCGUAUAAAAGAUGCUCCUCCAUAAUUCCUUCAUCGCACUUACUCGCAGAGGUUCGGGAAAACGUGCCAAACAGAAGUGAAUUUGAUCUUGCUGGCGAUGUGGACUCUGACAAUCUUAACGGAAACGUUGACGCACCAAAGCCCAGCGAAAGAGGACUCAGCCGGUCCCAGCACGUCACGGUCACCAGGGUCCAGCUGAGGCACCCCCGCGGGAAACUCCUCUCCUCGCGGCCGGUGAGCAUGCCCCCCGAGCGGCUGCCCAGCCAGGAGCGCGUGGAAGAGAACAACGCCUUGAACAGCACGGACCACGCCGACGGGAAGGGAGGUAGCUGCCAGUCCAUCAAAGAGGUCGACGAGACGGACACGGCAAAGCUGCGUCUCGGCACGCAUUACCGGAGUACAUUUAUCGACACGCAAACGUUGCGCAGAACGUGGGACAAACAGUACAACCAGGAUGCUGCUUCCCGAGCCGGGAGACUCGCUUCCAGCUCACCCUCCGAGAACUCGGCGCUGGAUCCCAACAGCUUAUCGGCAUCCAUGCCGUCAAACUUGUCUCUGGGAGGCGCGGGGAACACCAUCAACACCGUCUACCCAAACAGACCGUACACGGUAGCGGUGCGGCCCAGUCGGACGUUAAAAAGGGAGGACAACGUCACCAAGUACAGCACCGUUUCAACAGCUUUUCGGGCUCCGAGGACCCUCCAGCCUCCGCCGGGGACUUUCUACAAGCCCCCAGCAGGGAGCAAAUCCAAAGCGCUGCAGAACUGUGCGUCAGCAAACAGCGCAGAGGACGAGGAGGACGACGAGGAGGACGAGGAGGAGGAGGAAGAGCUGGGGAUCGAGAUAGAGGUGUCAGUCGACGAGCCUCUCGAGGAGGACGUGGAUGUCGAGCCGGAGCCCAGCUCUAGCCCAGAAGAACUGGGUCAGAACCAGAGCAAACCGGUGUACCAGAGACUAAGGCCCAGUCGUCUACAAGAGGUUGAACACAGGGAAGCUCAUUUUGUGUGACCCCCCCCCCAAAAAAGCCAUGGACUGUCAUAAACAGUGAUGGAGAGUGAGCGAUGUGUGUGCCAUGACAAAAAAAAAAAACAUCUGAGUGAUGCAGCAUCAAAAGUUAUUUGUAUUUGUGCCAGAUUAAACCACUAUAUGCUUUCAACACACAAAUCCUUCCCACAUUCCUCAGUACACUGGGCACCUCUUACCAAUAUUUAUAAUUGUUUUUUAUUCAAACUGUGCAAUGACAUUUUUAUUUUUAAUAUUUUGUACAAAGUUCAUACAGUGUCACUAUCUUGAUUUUAUAUACCAAAAACAUUGUUGUUACUUAAUAUGUAUAUUGUAGUCGCAGCUGUGAAAAAAAGAACAAAAAAGGAUUCAGCGCACUUAUUUUGAAGUCUGCCUACACAUUGUGUCAAAGCUGUGUUGUCCGCAGUGUUUUAAACUGUUACAUGUAGGAUCCUCGUAUUAGCUUGUCUGUACACCAGUAUAAAUCCUUGGACAUGUAUACCAGCAUUAGGGUUUGUCAUGUUGAAGAUAGAUGUGUCCACUUUGCUUCAAAGCUUUUACAAAUGCCACCGUUUUCUGUGCUGGCAUUCCUUUUGAUACAUUUUAAUUUAACAUUUAUAUUACUUUAAUAGCCAAAGGUGUUUUUAUUAUUAGCUUAUUGAUGAGACUAAUCAAAAUCUUACAGUCUUUGUAAGUGAUAGGAAGUUUUAUUUUGAUGGGUUUUUUUGUGGUAAUGUACAAGUUUGGCAAAAACAUUGAAAGGUUCACUGUAAGUAAGACAACAGGUACAUGGAAGCAAACACCCCUUUGUAACUUAUUAAAAUAUAUUUGAAAAUGUAAAUAUUUGUUUUUGUCUUACAUCUUUACAUUCCAAAACAUUUCAAGAGGAGGUUAAUAAAUGAGAACUUCAAAAGU
This is a messenger RNA of Oryzias melastigma (Indian medaka), 5257 nucleotides long. It is a transcript of the gene arhgap29a, whose product is annotated as Rho GTPase activating protein 29a. Gene Ontology annotation, molecular function: GTPase activator activity. Lineage: Eukaryota; Metazoa; Chordata; Actinopteri; Beloniformes; Adrianichthyidae. Bases 380 to 4348 code for a protein of 1322 amino acids. The record is from RefSeq and is a predicted model, not a curated record. The transcript is spliced from 23 exons. Gene Ontology annotation, cellular component: cytoplasm. Gene Ontology annotation, biological process: signal transduction; activation of GTPase activity.